Messenger RNA from Cannabis sativa, 813 nucleotides. RefSeq lists its product as uncharacterized. The record is from RefSeq and is a predicted model, not a curated record. The transcript has 2 exons. Bases 1 to 813 code for a protein of 270 amino acids. Lineage: Eukaryota; Viridiplantae; Streptophyta; Magnoliopsida; Rosales; Cannabaceae.
AUGAAUAGCGAGGCACUGGAGAAAGUUACUAUUAUACCCAAAAUUUGGCUGGAGGACACGUGUCAAGAUAAAGGGAAUGUGAAUCGGUACAAUAUCUUUCUAUGGAAUAACUCAUUAACUGCGGACAAAAAAUCUCAUACGAGAGAGACCACACGUUCCCGGAGAACUCAACCUGAUGUUGGUCCUAGUACGCGGACAACACGCUCGAGGAAAGCUCAGCGUGGGAACGGUCAGAACCCCGGGAAAAGGGAUGAAGAGCUCAAUCAUGGAGGUGCCCAAUCUGUGAGAGAAAGAACUUAUGAAACAGAAAUUCGCUGCCUGAGACGCCGUCUGGAAGAGGCGCAGCAUGGAAACGCUGAGUUAGAACGUGAGGCAGCCUCGGCCAGGGCCGCACAGGGGACAAAUACCCAAAAUCAACCUGAACAUGGAGUAAGAAGACCACGAGGCUCACAAACCUGGAGACAGGAAAAGACCUGGGAAGAACAACCAAGGGAAAAUGAGACACCCCCUGAGAAUCAGGAUGAACAACCAGAUGGGAGACAACCGGAAACUGAUGAACAAGAAAUCCCUCAUGAAAAUGAGGAGGAUGUUGGGACUCAACCGAGAGAACAGAGAUCACGUGCUAGAAGUCACCAACAUUCUUCCCAAACCCAUAGAGCGAGGACUCGUACAUACCCUGAUGGGGGAAAUACGACAAACUGCUCUCGGGAGGAAAGAAUAGAGCAUGAAGAAGCAAGUGUGACUUCGAGGCGAUCCAGAACCCAUAGUCGAUCAACUCAAAGAGGAGAAAGUACUCAACGAGCUAAUGAUUGA